This is a messenger RNA of Ruditapes philippinarum (Manila clam), 1503 nucleotides long. RefSeq names its product zinc finger MYM-type protein 1-like. The transcript has 3 exons. The record is from RefSeq and is a predicted model, not a curated record. The coding region runs from base 1 to 1503 and encodes 500 amino acids. NCBI's taxonomy places the organism in Eukaryota, Metazoa, Mollusca, Bivalvia, Venerida, Veneridae.
AUGGCGAGCGAUAAAUGUUGUGACCCUCCUUACGGAGAUGUUUUCUUGAAGCAGUCACUAGACGCCAACGAAAAGACCCAACUUCUAAACGCAAAGUGGGAAUCUGUUCAUCAUUACGGAAUUCCGAGCAAAUAUGUUGGAGGAAAAUUUCGAAAGAUACAGUUCCGUUGGUUUGUCGAUAACACAUGGUUGCAUUAUUCAACAAGUAAGCAGGGCGUAUAUUGUGCACCGUGUUUUUUAUUCAGUGGUAAAGAUGAAAACUCUAAACAAAAAUCACUCGCAGCUGUCCCUCUUGUCGACCCCAGCAACAUUGGAAAAACCAUUCAAGCUCAUGCAGUUUCAAAUUUGCAUAGAGAAUCAUGCGAGGCUGCCCACAACUUUAUUUCUGUGAUGACCGGAGACAAAAAGGACAUAGUAUGCAGUCUAUCGAGCGCACAUGAACAGACUGUUGAGAAAAACCGGAAAAUAUUAGUUGAUAUUGUGGACAGUUUGAUAUUGUGCGGAAGGCAGAAUAUUGCGAUUCGGCGUCACCAAGACGACAGGAGUAACUUCGCCGCAAUUCAUCAACUUCAGGCAAAGGACAAUACAGUCUUACGGGACCACCUUGAGCACGACAAUCCUCGUACGAAAUACACCUCGCCCGAAAUCCAAAACGAGUUAAUCUCUAUAUGUGGCGAGAUCAUCAGUAAAACAAUUGUGGAGGCAUGCAACGCCGCUCCAUUCUUCGGUUUUAUUGCCGACGAGGCCACAGAUGCGGCGACCAUGGAGCAAAUGGCUAUUGUUCUUAGGUACUACGACUGUGCACCUUCCCGGGUCUGCGAGGAUUUCUUGUGCUAUGCAAACUGUUCUGCCACCACCGGCGAGGCUCUCGCGAAUGCCUUUCUUCAAAACCUCGAGACAGCUGGAGUGAAUCUUCAGAAAAUGCGAGGACAAGGGUAUGACGGCGCUGCCAAUAUGGCCGGGCAAUAUCGAGGGGUACAGGCGUGUAUUCGACAGAUAUUUCCUAAGGCACUAUAUACACACUGCAAGGCCCAUUCUCUCAACCUUGCAAUUGUACAUGCAUCAAAGGAGCCCCUUGCACGCAACAUGAUGGGCACGGUCCAGGAGAUAGCAUUUCUGUUCGAUUAUUCGGCCAAACGUCUCUUUCAGUUCCAGGCAUCCUUAGCUGAAAAUGACCACGAACGAGUUGAAAUGGAAAAGCGUAAGAAACUGCAGACGCUCUGUGAAACUAGAUGGGCAGCCAGGGCGGACGCGCUAUACACUUUCAAAACAGCGUACGGGACGGUCGUCAAAUCACUAGAGAGGUUGAGCGAAAACAACGACACAAAGGCCGGAGCAUACAGAGCUGCAAUUACACAGUUCAGUUUUAUAAUAACUCUUGUAGCUAUUGAACAUGUAUUGUCAGGGAGUGUGCAGCUAUCCAAGCUUCUUCAGUCAACAACAUGUGAUCUAGUCCAAGCUGCCACCGAAGCAGAAGUUGUCAAAACGCAGGUAGAGAAAUGA